This is a messenger RNA of Ictalurus furcatus (blue catfish), 1665 nucleotides long. RefSeq names its product lysine-rich nucleolar protein 1 (gene knop1). The coding region runs from base 114 to 1223 and encodes 369 amino acids. The transcript has 4 exons. Lineage: Eukaryota; Metazoa; Chordata; Actinopteri; Siluriformes; Ictaluridae. The record is from RefSeq and is a predicted model, not a curated record.
CUGCUGCUCCAGAGGAAGUUUAUUGAAGCACUUCCGGGUUACUUCCGCGUUGUGCAGGACGCGAGGUUUUUCUUCCCAACGUGUAGUUUUUGAGAAGCUGCGGUCCGAGAGAGAUGAAGGAAGGCGUCAGUCAAGGAGGUGCACAAACAAUGGAUGUUGGAGUUCCAGAAAAGGAGAGAAAGAAAAAGAAGAUGAAGAGAGCAAGAGAAGAAGAAGAGGAAGGUACAGAGGAUGGAGCGAUGUCACAAAAAGACUUGCAGAGAACAAAAGGCAAAAGGGAAGUUUGUGAAGAAAAAGGGUCAAAAAAGAAGUCGUCUGAGGAGGGCAGCUCGAGUAGCAUCGACGAAGAAACGUCCCAAAAAUCAGCGAAGGGGAAAAGAAGGAAGCAAAAGAGCGAAGGAGGAGGAGGAGAAGAGACGGCAGAACUGGAGCUGAACAGAGACACUGAGAGAAAGAAGAAGAAAACGAAGAAAGCAGGAGGAGGUGACGCUCAGGCAGGAGAAGAGCAGGAGAGAGAAACCGAAGAGGAGGAGAAGAGGAAGAAGAAGAAGAAGAAAAAGAAGGAGAGUGGACUGAGUGACGAACGAGAGACAGCUGAAGGAGAAGAACGCAAGAAAAGGAAGAUGAUGACUGAGGAGGACGCUGGACCUGGAGAAGAGCAGGAGACGGAAGGAGGAAAGACGAGGAAGAAGAAGAAGAAGGAGGAGAAAAGACUGGUGGAGGGAGAAACCGAAGACGACGGAGAUCCACCUGGGCGGAAAAAAAAGCAGAAGAAACGAAAGGAACAAGGAGACGAUGAAACGGAGGAGAAGGACGAGGACGGAGAGAUGGACGAGGACGGAGCAGGGGAUGAUGAAGCGCGGAGUUCAGCUUCGGAAAAGGACCUGGAUGAAGAAUCACAACCCAAAUCGAAUUUCGGUCAGUGGGACACGGUGCAGUUCGACAGCUCGGAGCGACAGUUGAAGUUCCUUCGUCUGAUGGGCGGAUUAAAGAAGGGCGGCCAGCCGAUCGGGCAGAGCGCCAGCCGCUUCAACAUGGCUCUGGGAAAGGAGGGCCAGCAGAAUCUACAGCAAGGCCUUCUGGGACAGUUUGAGCAAGCACAGAACCGCCGAAUGGACUUUCAGAACAGAGGGGCGGGACUUGGGUUCUCAGCGCCGCCCGAUAAGAAGUUUCAUAUCGACGCGAACGCUCCGAGUCAGAACUCGACAAGGUUCGAUGACUGAUGUGGUGACGGACGUGAGCGUGGAAUUAACCGCCACAUCCUGCUUAGUGUUCAGUGUGUGUGCACGAGUGUGUGUAGCCGCCCUGCUGGAGAAAGACUGAACUGCAACAUUACAUUUCUGCUCCCAGUAACAAAUCAGGAGCGUUUUCUUUUUCGCAGGCCUUAAACUUAACACUUUGACACCAUCAUGCUUCCUUUGAGUAACUGUAUAAGCCGGUUAAGUGGAUAGAGUUAAUUAUGUCUGUCAUUUUCAUUCUUUCUUCCCCCUGCCCCCAACUAUAUCUAUCUAUCUAUCUAUAGCAACUUCAGUCCACCUUCAAAAGAAUGACUUCAUCAACUCGCUCAUAUUUUGAUUCACUUUAUUCAUUCAGACUGCUGUAAAUACAUGACCUCUCCGUGUACAGAAAUGAAACCAUUUAGAACCAAAAAAAAAAAGGCAAGAC